CUCAUUCACUCUCUCAGCACUCUUCACUACUCACUACUGCUCUCAUCAUGAAGUCCAUUCUUAUCUUUGCAAUCACCGCUAUUCUGAGUCUUGCCUCCGCUCUAGAGGGCAUCAAUGGCUUUACGAUUAAGGCGAUGGACCAUGUUGUAGCACCAAGAUUCAACAAGUUCAGAAUUCGUGGAGUGAACCAAUAUGAUGAGAAGACAGCACCCUCUCCUUGGGGACAGCCACCCAAAUCUCCAUCGGGCGGACCUCCAAACUCUCCCAAAUCUCCAUGGGGCGGCGAACCUCCCAAAUCUCCUGGCUCACCUCCCAAAUCUGGCUCGCCUGGCUCACCCAAAGGGACGCCUGGCUCACCCAAAAGUGGUGGUGGUUGCGACCUUUCCAAUUCGUCCUGUGACGCUGGCUAUACGCUGAAUUGCAAGAACGGACAACCCAAUUGCCACCUGACCAACCCAUCGGCGGCGUGUGGCAAGGGUGGCGUCACGUGGGAAGCACCAAACGGCCAAGAAUGCUGUGCCCACUGUACCGGCACAGGUUGCCCCGAAGCGGAGCAUAAGUUAGCGAAGUCAAAGAGUCCUUGCCAGAAUUAAAAAAUGAGUGAUCGAGUAUGUGGUUUGGCCGAUUGGUCCGAGUGUAUCUUACAAUAACCGAUAUAGCGAGGACGAAUGGAAUGGGUUCUCGCCAGACGAGUCUCGCGAUGAUUGGGAACACUUCUACUGUACAGUAACUUGUCAUGUCCGUCUCGGACUUUGGCGGAUAAGCGUAGGGAGCCAAGAUGUUAUCGCCGCAACACAUCACUAAAACCCAUCGCUCAUUGCGGAUCAUGUCAUCAUAGCAUGAGACGGUGUCCCUUGCCGGACGAGUGGACAUGGGGUAGAAAAAGGCAAUUGAAACCCUCACGAUAGGCGGGUCUACGUCU
This is a messenger RNA of Pseudocercospora fijiensis CIRAD86, 922 nucleotides long. RefSeq lists its product as uncharacterized. Lineage: Eukaryota; Fungi; Ascomycota; Dothideomycetes; Mycosphaerellales; Mycosphaerellaceae. The coding region runs from base 48 to 593 and encodes 181 amino acids. The record is from RefSeq and is a predicted model, not a curated record. The transcript is spliced from 3 exons.